Molecule: messenger RNA, 551 nt
Organism: Aspergillus caelatus
Lineage: Eukaryota; Fungi; Ascomycota; Eurotiomycetes; Eurotiales; Aspergillaceae
Product: DNA-directed RNA polymerase I core subunit RPA12
Exons: 3
Coding region: 66-431 (121 amino acids)
Biological process (GO): termination of RNA polymerase I transcription; DNA-templated transcription
Cellular component (GO): RNA polymerase I complex
Molecular function (GO): zinc ion binding; DNA-directed RNA polymerase activity; nucleic acid binding
Source: RefSeq, a predicted model, not a curated record
GUACUAACUAAUCGCUCCAGAUACCUCUUACAACUACAAGUUUAUUCAAGCCACCACUUGUCAAGAUGUCUGCGAUUGGGUCCUUAAUUUUCUGCAAUGACUGUGGAAAUUUAUUAGAUGAGUCGUCUGGUGACCCUACAAAACUCAUUGUCUGCAGUAUCUGCGGAGCUCGUAAUCGAGACAUUGUCCCUAAAACUAUCGUCUCUGAAUCCAAAGCGAGUGCAUUCCCUUCGACACUGAGGGCAAAAAGAUCUGCAGUCCAGAACUUGACAGCUGCAGAUAAAAGGACAGAAGCUCUUACACAACAUACUUGUGCGAGAUGUGGUAGGAAAGAGAUGUAUUUCACAACUGUGCAAUUGCGCAGUGCAGACGAAGGAAGCACGGUCUUUUACACUUGCGUUUGCGGUUACAAGGAGACACAAAACAACUAAACAUCAGAAAGGACUUCUAUUUUGGGUUCGCGGCUGUACAUCUAUGAAGCGAGUAUCAAUUAAGCCACUGUAAUCUUUUUUAGUUUACGGAAAUUCAUCAAGCAGCAGAUACAGCGGCCG